Molecule: messenger RNA, 783 nt
Organism: Microthlaspi erraticum
Lineage: Eukaryota; Viridiplantae; Streptophyta; Magnoliopsida; Brassicales; Brassicaceae
Source: the annotation of a GenBank genome assembly
AUGGGAAGCGAAAGUGAGAAAGGGAGAGACGCAAAGGAAGAAGAAGAAGAAGAAGAAGAGAUUGUCUGCUUAGAGUCCUUCUUCAUCAACGAUGAUUAUCAGCUGACGACGUUUACGUUUGGGUCCAAUGUUCUUGAGCUCUACUGUCUGCAAUCAGCUUCAACUGAUUUUGAUUUAACAGGGCAACUGGUUUGGCCUGGUGCUAUGCUUAUGAAUGGUUAUCUCUCAGAAAAUGCUGACAUUCUCAAAGGAUGUUCAGUUUUGGAGUUUGGAUCUGGCGUUGGUAUAACCGGAGUCCUUUGUAGCAAAUUUUGCCGUAAAGUUGUUUUUACUGACCAUAACGAUGAAGUACUUAAGAUACUGAAGAAAAACAUCGACCUUCAUGAACAUUCAACCGGUCCCAACCCCUCAGCUGAAUUAGAGGCUGCAAAGCUAGAAUGGGGAAAUAGUGAUCAUCUUGGUGAAAUUUUACAGAAACACAAUGAUGGCUUUGAUCUCAUUCUUGGAGCUGAUAUUUAUAUCCUUAUGUUCCGUAACAGUACUUUUCUAGCUAUCUUCAUAGUACUUUGGUUGAUCUUAGAGUUCAGCGUUGAGCAGCUUCUACGGAUCAGGGAACCUGGAAAAUGCAAGUUCAUACUUGCAUACGUGUCGCGGGCUAGACAGAUGGAUUCUGCGAUCUUGAGGGAAGGCGAUGAGCACGGGAUGCUGAUGAAUGAAGUCUCCGGGACUCGGUGUACCGUUGGAAACUUGGAAGGGGUCAUAUAUGAGAUCACUCUUCCAUAG